AUGUGGAUUCGUCUUGAUCUGUUGCAUUCACAUCGACUGCUUUACUCGUCCGUCUCCAGUCACUCGCGGCGUUUAUUGUCUCUCCGUGUCUUUACAUCCACUCGUGCAGUAUUACAAGCAGUUGUCGUGCCAUCAACACCUGUGCACGAGUCAAUUGGUUCCGGACAUUGUCACAUCUUGGCUCCUGGUAUGGGCAGUUUUAAACCUCAUCUAGAGCCCCAUCAAUCGACGUAUUCCGACUUUCUACCCUUAGUACCAUCCGAGUGUUUACAUGUGCGCAAACAGACGAUGAAAGCCAAGCAAAAGGUGACGCAAGGUCCAUCUUCUUUCACGGCCAUGUUCCGAGAUAUGUCACCUUAUAUUAAUUUCCAUCGAGGAACGACAAUGGUGAUUCAUUUACCAGGUCAAUUGGUAGCAUCGAAUCUCUUUAGUGCCGUCAUGCACGACAUUGCAUUGCUCAAUACUUUUGGCGUUAAACUCGUGCUAGUAGCAGGCUCUCGUCCACAAUUAAACCAACAGCUAUCACUUCGAAAACUUUCGCAACGAUUUGAUUGUGGGAUUCGAAUUACAGGCCCCACGGAACUGCAGUGUGCAAUGGACGCGGCCGGAUCCGUGCGAUUUCAGAUUGAAAGCUACUUGGGACGAGGGAUUGUCAAUUCACCUGGACGAGCGCGAUCCAUUAAUGUUUCGUCGGGCAACUUCAUCACUGCGCAGCCCGUUGGAGUCCGAGGUGGCGUGGACUUUAAAAACACUGGAGAAAUGCGUCGACUAAAUGUCAAAAAAGUGCGUGCUGCAUUAGAUGACGGCGAUAUCGUCCUAAUCUCGAGCAUUGGAUACAGUGCUAGUGGUGAAGUCUUCAAUUGUCUCUCCGAACAGGUGGCCAGCAAAUGUGCUGUUCAGCUUGAAAGCUCAAAGCUCAUCUUUAUGCACGACGGCGAAGAGUUGAUUGACUCGCGGUCAAACUCAGUAGUACAUACACUUGUGAUUGAGCAAGCACAGCAGUUUUUGGAGCUCGCACGGCAAAAUCCGGAUAUUAAUGGGGACUUUCUAUUGUACUUGAAAGAGUCUACUAAGGCUUGUGUGAACGGGGUCAAGCGCUCGCAUCUUGUAAGUCGCCAUGUUGAUGGUGGCUUGCUGGAGGAGCUGUUUACCCGUGAUGGUGAAGGCAUUAUGAUCACAAAGCACAUGUACGAAGGAAUUCGCAUGGCUACAACCAAUGACAUUGUCAGCAUCAUGCGCCUCAUUCAGCCUUUGCUGGACGACGAUGUGCUGGUAUCGCGUGAUCAGGAGCAAAUUGAGAGUAACGUGAACACCUUCACGGUUGUAGAGCGAGACGGUGCUAUCAUCGCUUGCUGCACACUACAACCGUAUGAGAACAACUUUGCCGAAAUGGGUUGUGUAGCUGUGGACCCAAACUAUCGCAACCUGGGCAAGGGUAACGCCAUGUUGGGGUACAUCAUGCGCAAGGCAACAUCCAUGGGCAUUACAAAACUGUUUGCGAUGACGACACGAACGGCGCAUUGGUUCUUGGAGCGUGGUUUUGUCGAGGGUACAUUGAACGACUUGCCUCCGUCGAAGCUAGCCAAGGUCGACGUCAAGCGCAAGUCAAAGGUCUACAUCUGUGACAUCAGUACGAAAAGAGCUGUUGACGAGAAAGAGCUUCUUCUUCGGAUGGAAUAA
Molecule: messenger RNA, 1680 nt
Organism: Peronospora belbahrii
Lineage: Eukaryota; Oomycota; Peronosporomycetes; Peronosporales; Peronosporaceae
Source: the annotation of a GenBank genome assembly